GCUGCGGGAUGCUCGCGCUGUACGGAGAGCCGAACGGAGCGCACCGGUUCGCGCACGCCCGAGCCCCAGACUCUUCGGAACUGAGCGAGCUUGCCUGGCCCUCCAAGUCCCAUCCUUGCCAUGGCUCCUGGAGAGAAGAUCAAAGCCAAAAUCAAGAAGAAUCUGCCCGUCAAGGGGCCCCAGGCGCCUACUAUCAAAGAGCUGAUGCGGUGGUACUGCCUCAACACCAACACCCAUGGCUGCCGCCGCAUCGUGGUGUCCCGCGGCCGCCUGCGCCGCCUGCUCUGGGUCCUCUUCACCCUGACGGCCGUGGCCCUCAUUUUCUGGCAGUGCGCACUCCUCAUCUCCUCCUUCUACACCGUCUCUGUCUCCAUCAAGGUCCACUUCCAGAAGCUGGAUUUCCCUGCCGUCACCAUCUGCAACAUCAACCCUUACAAGUACAGUGCAGUGCGGGACCUUCUAGCCGACUUGGAACAGGAGACCAGAAUGGCCUUGAAGAACCUGUACGGCUUUCCAGAGAAUAAGUCUCGAAAACGCCGAGAGGCAGAGUCUCGGGCCUCAGCUUGGGAGGGCACACAGCCCAAAUUCCUCAAACUGGUCCCACUGCUGGCUUUCAGUCAGGAUGACACCAGCAAGGCCAGGGACUUCCUCACAGGGCGGAAGCGGAAAGUCAGUGGGAGCAUCAUUCACAAGGCAUCAGGUGUCAUGCAUGUCCACGCGUCCAAGGAGGUGGUGGGAUUCCGACUGUGUUCAAAUGACACGUCCAAAUGUGCCGUCUACACCUUCAGCUCGGGGGUCAAUGCCAUCCAGGAGUGGUAUAAGCUGCACUACAUGAACAUCAUGGCACAGGUCCCUCUGGAGAAGAAAAUCAACAUGAGCUACUCUGCUGAGGAACUGCUGGUCACCUGCUUCUUUGACGGCAUGUCCUGCGAUGCCAGAAACUUCACACUUUUCCACCAUCCAAUGUAUGGGAAUUGCUACACGUUCAACAACCGAGAAAAUGAGACUAUCCUCAGCACCUCCAUGGGGGGCAGUGAAUACGGGCUGCAGGUGAUCUUGUACAUCAACGAAGAGGAAUACAAUCCCUUCCUGGUGUCCUCCACCGGGGCUAAGGUGAUUGUGCAUCGGCAGGAUGAGUACCCCUUCAUUGAGGACGUGGGGACGGAGAUCGAGACAGCAAUGGCCACCUCCAUCGGUAUGCAUCUGACAGAGUCCUUCAAGCUGAGCGAACCCUACAGCCAGUGCACGGAGGAUGGAAGUGACGUGCCAAUCAGUAAUAUCUACAAUGCUGCAUACUCCCUUCAGAUCUGCCUUCACUCGUGCUUCCAGACAAAGAUGGUGGAGAAAUGUGGGUGCGCCCAGUAUAGCCAGCCACGCCCUCCAGCAGCCAACUACUGCAACUACCAGCAGCACCCCAACUGGAUGUAUUGCUACUAUGAGCUGCACCAGGCCUUUGUCCGGGAAGAACUGGGCUGCCAGUCAGUGUGCCGGGAAGCCUGCAGCUUUAAGGAGUGGACACUGACCACCAGUCUGGCACAGUGGCCAUCCACGGUUUCCGAGAAAUGGUUGCUUCCCGUUCUCACUUGGGACCAAGGCCAGCAAAUAAAGAAAAAACUCAACAAGACAGACUUGGCCAAACUCUUGAUAUUCUACAAAGACCUGAAUCAGAGAUCUAUCGUGGAGAGCCCCGCCAACAGCAUCGAGAUGCUUCUGUCCAACUUUGGUGGCCAGUUGGGCCUGUGGAUGAGCUGCUCCGUUGUCUGUGUCAUUGAGAUCAUUGAGGUCUUCUUCAUUGACUCCUUUUCGAUCAUUGCCCGCCACCAAUGGCAGAAAGCCAAGGAAUGGUGGGCCCGGAGGCAUGUUCCCCCUGGCCCUCAGGGCCUGGACAACCCAGGCCUCGAUAUAGACGAUGAUCUGCCCACUUUCACCUCCGCACUGCGCCUGCCUCCAGCUCCAGGGACUGAGGUGCCCGGCACCCCGCCUCCCAGAUACAACACCUUGCGUUUGGAGAGGGCCUUCUCCGACCAGCUCACGGACACCCAGAUGCCAGCAGAAUCUUGAGGCGGGAAGAGGAAGAGAGGUGUAGCUAGGACCCCCAGCCAUGGUCUGAGAACUCAGACCCUGUCUCCUGCACACAGAGGGGACCCUUGGCACCCCCUCGGUCUGGGCUUUUCAGAGACAUUGACUAAAAAUCUGCUUUGAACAACAACACGGGGCCUGGAUGCGUGCAGGGGACCCCUUGGGCUCUGCCCAGCAACCCUCAGCCAUCCAGGGUGAGAAAGGUCCGGCAGCCCAAACCCCUCACACAUCUGCUACGGAAAGAGAUGGAGGCCGAAGAAAUGGCACCCGCCCAGAUGAAGGCCGAAAGUGAAGGCUGACGGAACUUUCACCAGGUCUUGAGAGAGAAAGACUCCUCCGAAGCCCUAAGCCCAGGGUUUCACCCACUUCCCCAGCCUGGGCUGGGGCCCAAGGACAUGCCUUUAGGUGUCAAGGCCGGACAAGACUGCCUAGUGACAAAGCCAGGAGGAAGCACCAGCCCUGGAGCUGGUGCUGUCUGUGAAUAAACUGUUCUUAGUCGUUGACAUUGGGGCAAGGUCUUCUCUGUGCCCUCAGGCAGGGAGCUGGGCCGAGGUCCUAGGAGUGUGUAGUGGGGAGAGUGCAACAGGGUGGGGGGGGGUGUCUGGGGAUGUGGCCAGAGGCAGGGGUGGGGCCAUGUUCUGGGCAGCCAAGCUAACGCCCCGGGGCCCUUACCCAAGAACAGAAGGGCCCCUUCAAGGGCCUUGCUGGAUGGACACCCAGUGGCCCAAGGUAUAAAGGAUCAUCUGAUAACUUACCUCAGCUUCUCUCCCUCCCAGGCAAAACACCCCCCCACCCCCCACCACGGCCUGCCCCUCCCCAGCAAGAUGCUCACACCUUUCAACGUGAUAAUACCUAACAUGUAUUAAGCAUACAGUAGGUGUCCAAUGUUAGCUCUGCAACAGUGUGCUGGGUGCUGUUCUAAGCACUUAGAGAGGAGCAACUAUAACCCGCAGGCCAAAUCCUGUUUGUGCUCAUGACCUAGGAAGGUUUUCUGUUUCAAUUUUAGAGGGUUAAAAAUAUCAGAAAAGACUGUUCUGUGACUCAUGAAAAUGAUAGAAGAUUCCUUUUUCAGUGUCCAUAAAUAAAGUUUUAUUGGAACACA
This is a messenger RNA of Suricata suricatta (meerkat), 3181 nucleotides long. RefSeq names its product sodium channel epithelial 1 gamma subunit (gene SCNN1G). NCBI's taxonomy places the organism in Eukaryota, Metazoa, Chordata, Mammalia, Carnivora, Herpestidae. The transcript is spliced from 13 exons. Gene Ontology annotation, biological process: sodium ion transmembrane transport. The record is from RefSeq and is a predicted model, not a curated record. The coding region runs from base 121 to 2061 and encodes 646 amino acids. Gene Ontology annotation, molecular function: ligand-gated sodium channel activity. Gene Ontology annotation, cellular component: membrane.